Messenger RNA from Clupea harengus (Atlantic herring), 3464 nucleotides. RefSeq names its product membrane-associated ring finger (C3HC4) 7 (gene marchf7). The record is from RefSeq and is a predicted model, not a curated record. Lineage: Eukaryota; Metazoa; Chordata; Actinopteri; Clupeiformes; Clupeidae. Gene Ontology annotation, molecular function: zinc ion binding.
CUUCUCUAUAUCAACACACAGACGCCAUUAAUUUUGAACGCAGUGAGACUGGAAAUCAGAGAGAUGGAUUCUAAGCCGCGCAGGCUACUACCCUUUGGGGGUUCCAGCUCUUCAACACUCUCCACACCUUCAACCCUCUCCUCCUCUUCCUCCCUGGGUGCCGGCUCUCUCUAUGGCAGGGGCAGCGUCCUUUCCAGCGAGCGAUUCGGUCGGAGCUCGUCCAGUAAACUGGACUCGGACUACCAGAGCUCCCGUUUCCUAAGCAGCUCCCGAGACUACAGCUCUCCAGAGAGCCGCCACUCAAGCUGGAAACUCUCAUCCCCUCUCUCUUCCUCCGUGUCAUGUGACCGCUCGUGGGCUGAUUCCUCCUUGGGGAGCAGCAGGAGCAAGCUGACGGAUACGGAGAGGAGACUGGGCUCCUACACGGGCCUUCUCAGCUCCACUCAGGACAGCGAGUCCAAACGUGCCAAGCUCUCCUACACCAACCGAGCAACCUACGGCAGAACCCCGGGCAGCUCCACAACUAGCAGCACCUACUCCUCCCUAAACAGCGCCGCAGAUAUGCCCUGGAAGAGCCUCAGCCCUCUGUCCCGAUCGUCCUCGUCCUCGUCCACCUCCUCCAGCUCGUCCUCGUCCUCUGAGGGGCUGUGGGCGCGCAGGGAGCUGGACAAGAGGGGAACGACGGGCCUCAGCGGCCUCAGCAGCCUAGGAGAGCGCAGCUCCACAUACGGCUCCUCUCUGUACCGCCCAGAGCGCGUGACCUCCACCUAUGCUCAGGGCGCUCGCCCCAAAGAGAGCCUCAGCUCCUCCACCCGUCGGGAGCUGAACUCCAGCCGCCACCUCCUCUCCUCCCCCACCUCAAGCACCUCAUCCUCCUCCUCCGACUACCUCUCCCCAUCACCAGCUCGCGCCUCCCUCUCCUCCUCUGACCGCCUCGCUUCCUCCUCCAUCACCUCUUCCUCCUCCCGUGCUCGCUCCUCCCUCUCUGACCCCUCCCGCCUCUCCUCCUGGAGCUCCACCCCUUACACGCCCCUCUCCCAGCGCCGCUCCAGCCCCCCGCCCUCCAACCCCGCCCCCGCCCCGCCCCCUCCGAGCCGGAGCAGCCAACCGGACGGCAGGCGCUCCACCCGCCACCUCCUGUCCCGCCUCUUCUCUCGCCGCUCCAGCCAGGACUCCGCCUCCACCCCCGCGCCCCCUCCACCCCCCGCCCCCAGACUUCCUGUCCCCACCCCCGAGCCUCCGGCCGCCCCCCGCAGCCGCCAGCCUGAGCAGCAAGAAGCAGCCGUGGUGGUGCCGGACCCGGUCCAGUCGGCCUUCGCCAUGCUGCGCCGGCGGCGGCAGGAGUUGUCCCCGGUGCGGGAGCCGCGCAGUCGGGCCCCCGACGGCCAGCAGCAAACGUCCCCAGAGUUCUGGAGGAGCCAGGCGGCAGCAGCAGCAGUGACAGCCUCAGGAGGAGGAGGAGGUGCAGCAGCCGCAGCAGCAGCAGCAGCCGCCGCCGCCGCAGCAGCAGCAGUAUCAGCAGGAGGUGGAGGUGGAGGAGGAGGAGGAGGAGGAGGUGGGAGCUCGUGGCUCUCCUCUUCCCUGCGGAACCGCUGCACGCCCCUUUUCUCCCGGCGCCGCCGAGAAGGACGAGAUGAGACGGCUGCACGCACAGAGCCCCCGCAUGUCAGCCCCGACUCCCCGCGCUCACAGCUGGAGGAGGAGGACGAGGAUGACGAUGAUGAGGAUGAAGAGGACGAGUCCGAAGGAGCGGCAGGGUCUUCUUCCACGGGACCUUUAGGCCUGUCAGCAGCUCAACUACAAGAUGCCGCGCGAUUGGCUGGUCUUAGCCACGGCCACACCUUCACACGGAUGAUCUCCAAUCCGCUACUCCGGAUGCCCGAGCACAUGAUGCUGGCAGUGGGGGUGGGUGGGACUGGUGGGAGGGGCCAGCCUGACGGACAGGAGAAGGAGAAGGAGAAGGAGAAGCCGGUGUCCUCUAGGGACCCAGAGAGGCUGCGGAAGAUCCAGGAGAGCCUGCUGUUGGAGGACUCUGAUGAGGAGGAGGGGGACCGGUGCCGCAUCUGUCAGAUGGGGGAGGACUCCAGCUCCAACCCCCUGAUCGAGCCGUGUCGCUGCACAGGCAGCCUGCAGUACGUGCAUCAGGACUGCAUCAAGAAGUGGCUCCUGUCCAAAAUCAGCUCUGGGACGAACCUUGACGCCAUCACCACAUGUGAGCUGUGUAAGGAGAAGUUGCAUCUGAAUAUAGACAACUUCGACAUCAAUGAGCUCUACAGGUCCCACGAACGGUCGGAGUAUGAGUUCAUCAGCUGCGGUUUGUACCUGGUGGUGCUGCUCCACCUGUGUGAGCAGAGGUUCUCUGACGUGUUGGGCGCUGCCAACGAGGCGGGGUUUUUCAACUUGGCGAGAACGCUUCACGAACACAUGGACAAUCUUGAAAGUUCAUACACUGAGUCCGAUGAAGAGGAGGUGCGGGACCACCGUCCGUCCAUCGACUUCUGUGACCUGGAUGAUGAUGAUGAUGACGACGAGGAAGAGGAGGAGUACUGAUCAAAGGGAGAAGCCAGGGAGUGACCUGACGGGGAGCAGCAGGGAGGGGUGCCGUCCAGAGGUUCUCCUCCCACUCUCCUCUCCCCUCUCUCUGGGCUGGUCCAACCUCGGCCUGCCUUUGUACUGUGGAUAGGGCCCAGCAAGCGGCCACCAUGCCAAGAACAGGGGAGAAGCAGUUGCUUUUUCUGCCUUACAAACACGAGAGAAUAAAAAGUAACAAAGUUUGUUUGGAUAGUUACCCCCCCCCCCCCUCUUAGUUUGUUAAAUCACUGUAUCCAACAGUUCCUCUGGAGAAAACACUCUGCCUUUUUUUUCUUUUCUUGUGUCUCUCCAUGCAGUUUUUCCACAACGAUCAUAGUUUUGCUUCUCCACUCACUCACUCUGUCACAGGGGUUAGGCAGACUCUCAUCAAUCUUGUAUCUUUGUUUCUCAUUUUAUGUGUGUGAGGUGUUCUGCUCACAUAUGCCUUUGGAUGUGAUGUGUGUCAAGGCCUUUGGAUGCGCUGAACCCCACGGACUGGGGUUGUCAUUUUUGAACAAAUGAUUCCCUCUCGAGCGCUCUACAUUUUCAUUGAUGCCUGGCUCAUACACAUGGGGGUGUCUGUGUGUGUGUCUGUCGUGUGUGUGUGUGUGUGUGUGUGUGUGUGGCAGUGAGAAAGAACUGCAAUGCAUAUUCCUUUUAAACACCUCCUUUUUCUGUAUGUGAAAAACCAUAUGGGUUGUUUUUUGAGGUGAAUCUCUUGCAUUUAAUGUGAAACAGAGCUAAUGUGACUUGUUUGUUAUGUUUUUGUUUUCAAUUUUGUGUUGCGUCCUGUCUUUUUGUGUUUUAAGAACAAAAAAAAAAGGUAAUGUAAGUGUUGCUCUGCUUACUGUUGAUUUCCUGGUUAAAUUCCUAAAAUAAAGCUUUCAAGUGAA